AUGGACGAUCUCGUCGAGAAGGUGACUCAGGACUUGCCACUCAGAACGAGUACUGCAGGUCAAACCAGAGGACGUCAAAACGCACAUACAAAAGAAUCGCUGUACCGAGUCAUCGUCCAGAAUCCGGUUUCGCCGCUAAACAGUAUAAUCCGAACGCCAGUAUGGCUAGACAGUCCAGACUUGCGAUUUAUACGACUAGACGAUAAACGCUUGCAACGCGCGAUUCAGGUGUUUAACGAGCAGCUGUGCAACUGGACUACGUUAGAUUACAUUCAGCUCUAUUCCACAACUAACCCGCUUUUUGACGCGCCUCACGGCAACAUUAGUGCUUAUUAUAUAGACGUGAGCACCUCGUACGGGGAAGCAAUGGUGCGUUUGCUCGAGUAUCAACUAGGAGAGGGCGUGCCCGAAUUUGUACACGACUUGUACAAUUUACUAGAACUUCGCGUGCCCAAGAAAAACUGCAUGGAAGUGGUCUCACCCCCUAGUGCAGGUAAAAAUUUUUUCUUUGAUGCCCGUCAGCUUUUAUUUAACCGCGGCACCAUUCACAACUUUAAUCGCUAUUCAAACUUUCCGCUCCAGGACGCGGUAGGUAAACGAUGGCUGAUUUGGAACGAACCAAACGGUGAAUCGGCCGCGUACGAAACGAUCAAGAAACUUUUUGGUGAUGAUGUGGACAAUGUAGCGGUCAAGUACUCGCCGGACAUGAUUGUGACACGGACCCCGGUGAUUGUGCUCAGCAACAACGAGACGUUUCCACGUGACGAAGCCUUCAACCACAGAAUGUUGCGCUACAAGUGGCGCUCCUGUCCAGCUCUCAAGCAGUACGACAAGAAGAUUCUACCCCUCGCACUCAUCUUGCUGUUUGACAACUACCUGAACGACCAAGAAUACAAACUGCAAAGAAACUUGAAAUAA
This is a messenger RNA of Ixodes scapularis (black-legged tick), 918 nucleotides long. RefSeq lists its product as uncharacterized. The record is from RefSeq and is a predicted model, not a curated record. The coding region runs from base 1 to 918 and encodes 305 amino acids. Gene Ontology annotation, biological process: DNA replication. The transcript is spliced from 2 exons. Lineage: Eukaryota; Metazoa; Arthropoda; Arachnida; Ixodida; Ixodidae. Gene Ontology annotation, molecular function: DNA binding; ATP binding; DNA helicase activity.